AUGGAUAUUCUUCUUCCUCCAGAGAAGAGUUUCAGAGUCGACGAUCUCGAAAUGGAUGCGAGUGAGACUAGCAAGGUCUACAUCAGUGUCAGCGAUCAUGUCAUCAGCAAGACUCGCUCCGAGCUCGUCUCCAAUGGAGAACUCAAGCUCAGUGUUCUUAACGAGAUUCACGCGACUUGGAAAAGGAAGAUGAUACAAGCAGGAGUCAUAAGCGAAACGAUAGAAACAUCAGGAUCCAAACCAGUGACUGCCCAUGCUCCUCCUCUCCAAUCUCAGAAUCCAAACCCUCUACCUGGAUAUGCUGAAAGUGGAAUUGACUCUGACGCUAAGGAGCGUGAGAUGUUCAUAGAGAACGAGCAUGAAGGAUUCUACAUUCCUCAGAAAGAUGGAUCUGCUGAUGGAUAUGGAGAUGAUCAUGCUGACAUAAAGCCAAACAUUUAUGCUCUUCCUCCUACUAAUGAAGAUGAUGAGGAAUUGAACGAGGAUGAUGAUCUUGAGGAUGAGGAAGGUGGUGGUCUCGAUGAUGAUGACAUUCAGGGUUUGAUCGUCUGUCAGUUUGAUUAUGUGAAGAAGAAGAAGCAGCGUAAGAGCAACUAUUGGGAGUGCAAACUCAAAGCUGGAGUCAUGCACAUCAACGGCAAACAAAUUCUUUUCUCUGAGGCUAAAGGAAAUGUUGACUUCUAA
Molecule: messenger RNA, 684 nt
Organism: Eruca vesicaria subsp. sativa (arugula)
Lineage: Eukaryota; Viridiplantae; Streptophyta; Magnoliopsida; Brassicales; Brassicaceae
Source: the annotation of a GenBank genome assembly